Molecule: messenger RNA, 381 nt
Organism: Trypanosoma brucei brucei TREU927
Lineage: Eukaryota; Euglenozoa; Kinetoplastea; Trypanosomatida; Trypanosomatidae
Exons: 1
Coding region: 1-381 (126 amino acids)
Source: RefSeq, a predicted model, not a curated record
AUGCGUUCUACCGUCAUUUGGAAUAAGGAUUUAGCGCGAAAUACCACCUGGUUCUACCAACGCUGCAGCCGCCCUAACCGGCGGAGAAAACAGUCAGGGAAAGGGGGACAGGACUUUUAUUUUGACAGCGCACUGUACCAGGGAGGAAGGAGCUCUUUUUAUGAGUUCCUUGGUUGUGACUUCCGAGGUUGGCUAAAAUGCUUUCUGACCCAUGCUUGCGUGGACCAAGAAAGUCGGAUUGCAAAAGGAUGCAAUGAGAUUCACAUUUUUCAACAACUUCCCGCGCUACAGUUUGGCGGAGUGCACGAUGUGGAUGGAGGUUUAGGAAAGUUAAAUGCAAUGACCAAGGUAAACUGGAACUUCACUUGUUACACACGGUGA